AUGAUGAGGAUACUCAAAGGACUACCUCCUCACUUUGAGAUGCUGAAGGUGGUGUUGAACAACCAGUCAUCAUCGCUCACUAAGGAUCAGCUGCUUACCUCCUUGAGGAGCGAGGAGAUGCGGAUUGGUGUCGCACCAAGAUCGGAUGGUGUAGCCACAUUUGGAGCGGGUACGAAAGUGGGCAGCAGCGGCAGGGGAAAUUGGGUCAAGGGAGGAAAGCAUGGAGACAGCGGUAGCAGCAGUGACACCAACUCGGGCAGAUGGGGUCAAGGGAAAGGCAAAGCGGGAGUGCUUGAUUUCCCUUGGGGGUCCAAGGGCAUGGCUCCUCGGGGGUUGUGUCAUGGCUGUUGGGAUGAGGGACAUGCAUGGCAGCGAUGUCCUCAUCGACCUAAGGGAGGCAUUCCGGCAUUCUUACAGCGGGGGGGUCGUGGGUCCAACGGCAAGGCACAGGUGGCGGAUGAGGAGGAGCAGGAUGACAAGGCAGAGGCAGUGGUUGGAGAAGCAGUUGCAGCAGUGGGAGAGGAGCAGCCGCGAGAGGGGUGGUGGAUUGACAGUGGGGCCAGCCACAACUUUACUCCUUAUGCAUCGGACUUCAAAAGUAAGCUUCAACCACCAGAGGUUCGGGGAGUUAGAUUGGGAGAUGGACGGGUGGUGAAAGCUGUUGGCAUGGGUGAGGUGCCAGUGGUUGGUGCUAGAGGUCAGCUGCUGAGGAUUCAAAAGGUCCACCUUGUGCCUGAGAUGCACACGCGUCUGCUGUCAGUCCCACACCUCACCUCUCGAGAUGUCAUUGUCACAUUCAAAGGCAAGAGAUGUGUCAUUCAACGGGGGGAGCGGGUGUUGGCGAUUGGAGAAAAGGAGAGGGGAAGGGACCAUGGAUUGGUGCGGAUGUUUCUUCCUCUUGCUCAGGGCACACAGGGCAGUGCUCUUGCAGCUAAGUCGUCCUCCUCAUUUUCCCCAUUGACCCUUGCCCAUCGCCGCCUUGGUCAUACCGCCCCCACAACAUUGCAACAGAUGGCUCGGGGGAACAGUGUACUGGGCUUGGAGAUUGGGGGGGGGAACACUGAUUGUUCCCCAUGUGAGCCCUGCUUAUUGGGAAAGUCGGCUCGGAAGCCGUUUCCCCAUGAGGCGUCUCGGGCACUUGGGCCUUUGGAUGAGGUCCACAUGGAUUUGUGGGGGCCGGUGCGCACACCAUCACUGGGAGGAGCGGUGUAUGUCCUCAGUCUCAUUGACGACUUCACCAGACGAGUUUGGGUCACCCACAGUGCUUUGCCUGCCUCCAUCACACCAAUGGAGGCGUGGUCCGGCCAGAAGCCGCAUGUGGGCAUGGCUCGGAUUUGGGGUUGCAUGGGGAGUGUCAUGUUGCAUGGGCAUGAGAAGGGUGGCAAGCUUGAUGCACGGGCUGUCAUGUGUGUCUGUGUUGGGGUGGACAUGGAGAGCAAGGGUUGGCGCAUGCUGGACCCUUCUAUCAUGCGCAUUCGCAUUGCUCGGGAUGUUGAUUUCCUUGAGAAUGUGAUGUGGAAGGAUUGGGACAAGGCAAAGGAAUUUGGGGAGCUUCUGCAGGAUGCAGCUGCAAUUUCCCAACUCCUCCCUCUUCCACUCUCGCCACCCUCAGCAACGGCUGACGACGUUGAGAUGCCACUUUCACCACUGCCACCGGCACCGCUGAGUGUGUCGGUGCAGCAGCAGCCCACCCCUCUGCAGCAGCUCAGUGGCCUCUCGGUCAUUCAGCGGAGAUCCGCUACACAGGCUACUUCCUCUUCCUCCUCCUCUGGUCAGCGCUCUAUCCCUCUCUCUACGGGUGCCCCUCCGUCACCAGCGACUACCUCCCCACCACCGGUUACGGGUUUGCAGGUGCUUGGUAUCCAGUCUGGUACAGGUGGUGAGGAGGUAGGGGGGGAUGCUGGUGUGGUUGAGGGCAUGCUAUGUUUGGCGAGGGAGGUGGAAGGUGUUGCACUGGCAGGUGUGAGCACAGGUCAAGGAGGUGCUUGCUCAGAGGUACCAGAUGAAGGAUCUAGGAAUGGUACUUGGUCAACUGAGGAAGGUGUUGCAGCUGAUGUCAAGGUGUACCAGAGUCUCAUUGGCAGCUUGAUGUAUGCUGCUGUGACCACCCGUCCUGACAUGUCUUUCACUGUCAACACCCUUGCACAGUCCUGCGUGGCACCAAGACGCAUUCACAUGCGCGCUGCACUGAGAGCACUCAGCUUGCAGCUGCAUGAGAACCUGGAGCGCAUCGGCAUGCGAGUGAUUGCUGCGAAGGCCAAGGCUUCAUUCGCUGGAGGGGUUGUAUUUUGA
Molecule: messenger RNA, 2292 nt
Organism: Closterium sp. NIES-65
Lineage: Eukaryota; Viridiplantae; Streptophyta; Zygnematophyceae; Desmidiales; Closteriaceae
Source: the annotation of a GenBank genome assembly